Molecule: messenger RNA, 351 nt
Organism: Cyphomyrmex costatus
Lineage: Eukaryota; Metazoa; Arthropoda; Insecta; Hymenoptera; Formicidae
Exons: 1
Coding region: 1-351 (116 amino acids)
Source: RefSeq, a predicted model, not a curated record
AUGCGACCCGCUGACUUAACUCCCGCGAUCGCCGAAAGACUCCUGGGCACGGUGUAUAGUGCGAUAAAGAUCGCGGGUCCUGCAAAAUUCAAAGUGGGCGAUGCGGUACGCGUAAGCAAAUUCAAGACAAUAUUUGAAAAAGGUUUCACACCGAAUUGGACCACGGAGGUAUUUAACAUUACUAUCAAAGUGCAGCAAACUAAUCCAGUGACGUAUCUACUGGAGGAUUCCCGCGGAGAGCUCAUAGCUGGAGGAUUCUACGUAUACGAACUGCAUCGAGUCGCUAAUCCCGAUGUAUACCUUGUUGAAAAAGUGUUGCGUAAAAGAGGAAACGAGGUUUAUGUGAAAUGA